Emericellopsis atlantica is the source of this 1234-nucleotide messenger RNA. RefSeq names its product regulator of chromosome condensation 1/beta-lactamase-inhibitor protein II. The coding region runs from base 185 to 1114 and encodes 309 amino acids. The transcript has 3 exons. NCBI's taxonomy places the organism in Eukaryota, Fungi, Ascomycota, Sordariomycetes, Hypocreales, Bionectriaceae. The record is from RefSeq and is a predicted model, not a curated record.
GCAGAGCGUUCACAGUUCGCCAUCUGAUUGAGCUGUAGAGGAUUGAACGACAGGUGACAUUUGAGCUUUGGGACGGACGACACACGCUCUUGGACUUGGGCCAAGUCAACAGCAACCUUAGCCACCACCCGACCUACCCGGUAUGACCACCUCGAUCAUUCUGUCAUGAGCUACGCACGAUAGCAUGAGGCUCUUUGCUGCAGGCUUUAAUACCUGGAAUCAAUUGGUCUUUGACCCAAGCCUGAUAAAAAGCGAGCCUGAAGACCUUACCGAGGCCGAAGUCAUUCUGGAAAACGCAAAUGUCCAAGUUAUUGCGAUUUGGCCAGCCCACACGUUGCUACGAACAGAUCAAGGCUUGCAACAAGCUGGUGCUUCAACCAUCCAGCCGAGCGAUGUCACGGAAUUCACCAAGAUCAUUGUGAACGGAGCCGGGGAAGGAUUGAAAUUUGAGAAUAAGACACAUGGGUCGAGCAUACGCAUUUUUACAACCUUCGGAACAGCUCUAGAUGACAUACAGAGAGGCCAAUGGGAUUUUGACAAGACCAUAUCGCAGGUCGCUCCAUACGAUGUGGGUUGGGUCAUUCUGUUCGACGACGGGUCGGUAGGCACGGUUGGCGAUCCUAGAUUUGCGGACUGCCUGGGCAGAGAAGUCACAGCAGAAAACCCUGCCGAGAGGCCCGCCAAGGUCCAGGACUUGGAUGGAUUGGGAGAGCCUGUUCGAAAAGUGGCAGCUGGGGGCUAUACCGUCAUGGCCUUGACACAAUCAGGCGGCUUGUAUGCGUGGGGAGCGCAAGCACCUGGUUCACACCGGCAACAACUUCCCAUCGCUGCCCUCAACGGAGUUCCCAAUUAUGUGGAAGUGGACGGUGAUGUGGACAUUCAGGAUAUCGCGGUUGGAGAGUGCCAUGCUAUAACCCUAUCGACCGAAGGCGAGGUGUUCGUUUUGGGCGGCAACCGUAAUGGCCAACUCGGUUUGGGACAAGCUGCCACAGACCAUGUUUCGUCAUGGACAAAGCUGGAUAUUCCUCUUCGUGAGAAUGAGCGUGUAGUUGGCGUUUUUGCUGGCGCUCGAUCAUCAUUUCUCCUAACUGAAGAGGGGACGAUUGAUCCGUAGAGUGAUUGCAACGCACGCUCUGUUGAGCUACUGCAACUCUUUCUAUUUUACAUUGCCAUGUAUUUCCCAAUGCGCUGUGUCGUCAAACGUAUCAUAGACUCGUCAAGUAAUCCUCAAUUU